CUUAUCUUUGGAAAAAGAAAUCUUCUCAGGUGUAUUCUAUUCCACAAAGAUUUGGUUGGAUAUUCAAGUUGUCACUUCCUGUUUCACUUUAUGUGUGGGGAAUCUGUAUAAAUAGGACAGAAGCUGUCGGAGAAAAUCAGAUCAACCCACGGGUAGAGCACAGCUAGAUCACAGGUAGAUCACAGGUAGAUCACAGGUAGAUCACAGGUAGAUCACAAGUAGAUCACAGAAUGACACCACAGUUUCUGAUCCUCGCCUUGACCAUCGGCCUGGCCUGGUGUGGCCCCCUCACCAACAGAUGUCCCCAGCCAACAGAAGGCAUCCCUAACCCCUAUACUUUCCUGUACGGCAGCCCCGACGACUGCCAGACGUUCUUCAUGUGUAACCAUGGCAACCCUAUCCGUAUGUCAUGUCCAGCCACAACCACGUUCAGCGAGACUUACCAGACCUGCGUCAACAAGGACAGCCACUUCGACACUUGCACACGUGAGAACGCCAUCAGAGAAUGUUCUAGAGGAUCCACCCUCAUCCCUCACCCCACAGCCUGCCAGAGGUACUACAACUGCUCUGACAACACAACGAGGUCUAUCUUCAGCCGAUUCACUCAGUUUGAGAUGGAGUGCCCCUACCCUCAACUCUUUGACGUCACAGAGAGACGAUGCAAGCCUUACAGAGAGGCCUAUUGUGGCCCUGAAAGGGUUGCCGCUACCGACGCUUGUGACUACUACCGCAACAAGUGUGAUUUAUUAGCUCGGGGCUGUCGACCAUGUAGGGACUGGUUCCCUUCAUGCACUGGUCUGGCUGAUGGCAUCUAUGAAGAUCCCUUUCGUCGCUGGUCAUCACGCUACAUCCAGUGCGAGGAUGAGAGGGUUGAAAACAUGAACUGCCCCAACUAUCCCGUGGGAUACCCUGGCAUCUUCUCCCCCAUCAAGAAACAGUGCGUCUCUUUGUGGGAGGUUCCACGAACCAAUGGGGGUCUGGCACCCAGCUGUGACGGCAAGGCCGCAGGGAAGUACAAGACCGAGGAGAUUGACAGUGUCUACUUCACCUGCCCCAGCGGAGAUGUGUCUUACUGCCCCAACGGGAAGGUGUUCAAUGAGGCCACACAGCAAUGCCAAUAAUCCACGCUGAUUGCCUGGUUAACUGUACCUUUGACCAUACAAUCUAUGUAAUUUUUUUAAAUGUAAGUUGUUAAUUUCUCGUAUGAUAGGGUUUUAGUUUUAAGCUUUAAAUUCACUGAAACGUAACCUUUAAAAUAAAAAUAAAAAGCGAAAUCCAAAAAAAAAAAAAAAGUAAAGAAUUGAGUUACUCCACACCACGCGUAUCUAUCAGUUGUCUCAAAGUAGCAAACUAUUCAGAUCUGCACCCUCCUCUCUAUCUUAGCCCCUUAUCUGAGCCUAUGUCAACCACAUUUUUAAAAUGCAAGUUAAACAAUUUUAAUCUGUUAUAUUGUUGACAUUUUACAUUUAAAAGUUUAA
Physella acuta is the source of this 1478-nucleotide messenger RNA. RefSeq lists its product as uncharacterized. The record is from RefSeq and is a predicted model, not a curated record. Lineage: Eukaryota; Metazoa; Mollusca; Gastropoda; Physidae. Gene Ontology annotation, cellular component: extracellular region. Gene Ontology annotation, molecular function: chitin binding.